UGGCAAUCCAAAAUCUUGCACUUUGCAUUGUUAUAUUAUUUUUUUGUUCCUGUCAUCUUGUCUGCUUGUGAUUAUACUACAAAAUGUAAAUGUCCACAGCCCCGAAUGCACUUCCACAAGGUCAAUACUGUGGUGGCUAUUCUGGAUCAUGCAAUUCUACUCAUGUUACAAUGCAACCCUCAAGGCGGAGGCUGUGAAUAUGGCUACCGUAAUUCUUGUGCACGAUGUGGAAAAUUAAAUUGUGCCUCAACUCCACACCAACUUGUCAACCUUUGGGCGUGUUCUAGUGAUACAGAUUGCUGUAAAGGCGUUUGUGAUUAUGGUUACUGUGUAACUUGUCGAGAUUUUGGAAGACCAUGUCAAAAAGCUUCAGACUGUUGCAAUGGAAAUGUAUUAACG
Molecule: messenger RNA, 399 nt
Organism: Dentiscutata erythropus
Lineage: Eukaryota; Fungi; Glomeromycota; Glomeromycetes; Diversisporales; Gigasporaceae
Source: the annotation of a GenBank genome assembly